GGCUAUUUCAGUGAAGAAACUCUCGAGUGGCAGUACGUCGCGUGCAAAGAUGACUCCACAUCACUAAACCGCUCCAAAGGAUUAACCGAAAUUUGUGCGCGAGUGUCUCAUUUUGUCUCAAAAAGAAAAUUCCCCCGAAAAGCCACCAAAAAGUGAAUCAUGAAAGUCAAGUGCCUGUUGGUGUUUCUGGCAUUCGCCAUUGCGUGUGCUGUGGCAGAGAAGAAGACUGAUGACUACGUUCUCACCACACAGAAUGACUGCUACACCUCCAAGAAGUUCUUUACCUGCCUCAAGUAUAGGACAGUUCGCUAUAUUUGGGCAAUUGCCACCGGAAGGAUGAAUCUCUUUGAUCACGAUACAAAUCUCGAAUCAGCCAAUACUGUGCGCCUUGUGCAGCUUUCAGUCCCUGAAAAGGAGGAGCUUUUCUCGGAACCACGACAACUUGCAGGUGAUUCUGAGUAUUUGAAAGCAGUUAAAUUCUUCAAGAGAUCCAUCAAUACAUUCCUCAGUUUCCACGGUAUUGGAUUGGGGAUUGACAAUGAGAAGGGGGCACGAUUAAUUGCCAGUGAGGAUGAUAAUGAGACUUCAGAAGGACGAAGGAUCCGGCGGAAGAAGUUGAAUUUGAUAUUCCCUCUGGCGAUUUUGCUGAAAUUGGCACAUCUCAAAGUCCUCCUCCUGCCAAUUCUCUUGGGUAUUGGUGUAAUUCAGGUCCUUCUCAUCGUAGGAGGGGCUCUCCUCUUUCAUUUCCUGCGAAAUAAUACACUGUGCAAAGUGCAGCCACACCUCGUGCAUUCGCACAGCCACGUGACAGAGACAGGACCAGAGGUCAGCUACAAUUCUUACCAGGGCUACAAUCCCUACGGACCCCCGUACGGUGGGCAUGUGGGUUACAAUAAGGAUUGGGCGACGAAUCGUGCGUACAGCGCCUACAAUAUUGUGCCAGACGUGGAGAAGCAAUAAAUUUCAGGUGUUCCUUUUCCACCUGCAAGAGCCUCUCCUUCGACAUCCAUUAGAUUAAGUAACACGCGAGGAGUCUCGUUUUAUUACACCUCUGCUUUCUCUAUUUAUUUUUUUUAUUCCAUUUUUGUGCAAUUAAGAAACAUUAAUUAAAUUAUAAUCAUUUAUUGUCACGGCUUAACAACCACCUCUAAAGCAAUUUUCCCAACACCCCUUUCGCGCCACAAAUUCAACCUCACACGCCAUCCCCCAAUUCUCAAUUUAUUGUAGCAACAGCAGGACAGACACACACACACAUUCGCAGAUGAAUAUUAGAAGAAUUCAAUAAACAAAUAAAAUUUAUGCUCAAAGUCGUGAGGAAUUUCUAAA
This is a messenger RNA of Lutzomyia longipalpis, 1326 nucleotides long. RefSeq lists its product as uncharacterized. The coding region runs from base 160 to 960 and encodes 266 amino acids. The record is from RefSeq and is a predicted model, not a curated record. Lineage: Eukaryota; Metazoa; Arthropoda; Insecta; Diptera; Psychodidae. The transcript is spliced from 4 exons.